UGAAAGAGCUGCUCAGAGCCAGGAGAGAGGACCGUAAGGUCAGCAGAGGACUUGGAGGAGGCAAGGAGCCUGGCUCUGUCUGUUUCUAAAAGCCGGGAUGGGACAGCAGUUGAGCUGGGAGGAGGCGGAGGCGGCCGGGGAGAUGGAUGUGGCAGAGCUGCAGGAGUGGUACAAGAAGUUUGUCGUGGAGUGUCCCAGUGGGACGCUCUUCAUGCACGAGUUCAAGCGCUUCUUCAAGGUCACGGGCAAUGAAGAGGCCACCCAGUAUGUGGAGGGCAUGUUCCGAGCCUUCGACAAGAAUGGGGACAACACCAUUGACUUCCUGGAAUAUGUGGCUGCCCUGAACCUCGUGCUGAGGGGUACCCUGGAACACAAGCUUAAGUGGACCUUCAAGAUCUAUGACAAGGACCGCAAUGGCUGCAUCGACCGCCUGGAGCUUCUGGACAUUGUGGAGGCAAUUUACAAGCUGAAGAAAGCCUGCCGAGUGGAGCUGGACCUGGAGCAGCAGGGUCAGCUGCUCACGCCUGAGGAGGUGGUGGACAGGAUCUUCCUCCUGGUGGACGAGAAUGGAGAUGGCCAGCUGUCUCUGACCGAGUUCAUUGAAGGCGCCCGUCGAGAUAAAUGGGUAAUGAAGAUGCUCCAGAUGGAUGUCAACCCGGGCGGCUGGAUCACUCAGCAGAGGCGGAGAAGCGCCAUGUUCUGAGAGCCCAGGGCCCUGCAGGGGCCCACACUCCCCUCCAAGACUCUUCCAGGGUCCCCCAGGUUUACAGUGUAGCAGAGGUCCCCUGGCCUUGUUGGCUGAAGCUUGUUCCCAGUUGGUGUGGACUUCCUGACAGUUCCAGUGUGGGAGAGCAAGGAGCCAAGCAACGACUGCUGGGUCUGAAGUGGGGUUCAGUCCAUUCUCCAGGAUUUACUAGCAUUGUAGGUGUCCGACAUCACUCUGCUCCACAGCUGCUCCUGGAAGAACUGGGCUUUACCUGGGAGAUGCGGGGCUCCUACUAAUCUUUAGGUGUUCUCAGAGGAAAUGGGGCCGGUGAGGGGUGGGGGUGGAGCAAAGGCCAGUAGUAUGCAGUCUGGAAAGAAAGCAAGGAUGGGAAGGAUCAUAAUGACCCAGCCCCACCAACCUGAGCACCGGCUGGGGAGGACUCUCCCCAGCUCCUCCCCAGGCUGUCCUCACCAAGGAUGACAAAGGGGAAGGCCACCUCCGCGACCCUCCCGCCCUCUGAGACCUGGCAGGCUUACAGGGGAUGUUCCUGCCCUGCUCGGGGCUGCUCCUCAGUUUCUUCUCUUCAUCCCCUCUCUAGUGUGAACCUGCUACUAUUUCCAGCCAUACACACAUGCCUCUUCUCUUUGUCUCUGGGGGAACCUGUGCAUUUGCGUUCCAGGCCAGACUUCGCCUCCCACAGCUGUUGGACUCUCUAACCUGCAGGUCGACUAUAGAAAGCUCCCAGGUUAUCAUGUGAACGUCCCUCAUGCACCCAAUACAGAAGCUAGGCUCCCAGGGAACCUCUCUGCCUUUCUUUGCCUCUUUCCGUCUGUGCAGCUGGGGAAGGCACCUCAGAGGACAGGAAGUAGGACCAGUGGUCACACUUAGCAAUUCUCUCUGGAGCCUGAUGGAUUAUUGGUGUUACUUUGAAUAGAUAUAGAUUUCAUGUUAAAAUACAGUAAACUAA
Messenger RNA from Mastomys coucha (southern multimammate mouse), 1673 nucleotides. It is a transcript of the gene Guca1b, whose product is annotated as guanylate cyclase activator 1B. Gene Ontology annotation, cellular component: photoreceptor inner segment; cone photoreceptor outer segment. The coding region runs from base 98 to 703 and encodes 201 amino acids. Gene Ontology annotation, biological process: visual perception. NCBI's taxonomy places the organism in Eukaryota, Metazoa, Chordata, Mammalia, Rodentia, Muridae. Gene Ontology annotation, molecular function: calcium sensitive guanylate cyclase activator activity; calcium ion binding. The record is from RefSeq and is a predicted model, not a curated record. The transcript is spliced from 4 exons.